UUCGUUUGUCUUCAUUGGGUGCACGGCCAUAUAAAAACCCUACAAGUAUACUACGAGAAUCAAAGGCCUCCGUGAAGACAAGAAGCAAUGACUUACGUUACCUGCCUCGCUAUCACGGUCGCCCUAAAUUUCCUAUUGCAAGUCACAACAUGUAAACCGCUUAACGGUUGGGAUCAGUCAACCGACGAAGAUGGAUUGGAAAAUUACGAAAAUGAAGUCUUUCCAGAGGACGAUUCUGGGUUUGAUUUCAACGCAUUUUUGGAAAGCGUGAAGGACGAGUUCUUUCGGAGUCUAAACCUGUCCGAGAUCCCUUUGCAAGACCCGUUGCAAGAAGAUCCUCCACAGUACAUGAUCGACCUGUACAACAAGUUUGCCACCGACAGAUCAUCCAUGCCCUCUUCCAACAUUGUAAGAAGCUUCAGAAACGAAGAUACCACAACGGUGCUCGCAAUGGGAGACCAGGGGACCAGGAGGUACAUCCUAGUCUUCAACCUGACCAUCCCUCAACAUGAAGAGAUCAUCGCGGCCGAGUUGAGGCUGUACGCCUUCGUCGACAGGGACAGGAGGAUGUAUGAAGGGGUGAACAGGAUAGUCCGUGUUUAUGACAUCGAAGAGCCGGGAGAGACCUCGAGGGAGAUUUCCAUGCAGCCUCAGUUGUCUCUGCUCGUCUCCAAACAGAUUGUUGGCAAGAACAGCGGCUGGGAAACCUUUGAUGUGACUGAUGCCGUCAAACGGUGGGUGAGCUCCUACAAAACGACCCAUAAACUUGAAGUUCAUAUCGAGAGCGCCGAGGAGGGGGAUGCGGGGGCGGUGGUCCUAGACAACCAGCUGAGUCCGGAGAACAAGAACGAGCCGUUGCUGGUGGUGUUCUCCGACGACCAGAGGCACGGGCAGGGGGACGAGAUGAAGGAGAUGCUCGUACACGAACAGGAGGUCGCGCUGCAGGAGUUGGCCGAGAGGUCGGGGUCUCGGCCGCGGGUUAAAGCCCAGCCCAAGCUCUCGCUGGACUCCUCGUCAAGAACCCGCAGAAACGCCAAAGGGAAUUACUGCAAGCGCUCUCCCCUCCACGUGGACUUCACCGAGAUCGGCUGGAAUUCCUGGAUCAUCGCCCCCAAGAGUUACGAGGCUUACGAGUGCCGAGGGGUCUGCUACAUCCCACUCAGCGACCACGUCACGCCCACUAACCACGCCAGGAUCCAGACCCUGGUGAACCAUUGGAACCCCGAGAAAGCCGCCAAGGCGUGUUGUGUCCCCACCAAGCUCGACCCCAUCUCCAUACUGUACAAGAACAACGCCGGCGUGACCACCUACAAGUAUAAAUACGAGGGGAUGGUGGUGGCGGAAUGUGGCUGCAGAUAGUGAGAAAUGUACACGCACACCACACACACCACACACACUACACAUAUACACCCCAUACACA
Molecule: messenger RNA, 1420 nt
Organism: Pristis pectinata (smalltooth sawfish)
Lineage: Eukaryota; Metazoa; Chordata; Chondrichthyes; Rhinopristiformes; Pristidae
Product: bone morphogenetic protein 10-like
Exons: 2
Coding region: 88-1359 (423 amino acids)
Biological process (GO): SMAD protein signal transduction; BMP signaling pathway
Cellular component (GO): extracellular region
Molecular function (GO): cytokine activity; growth factor activity
Source: RefSeq, a predicted model, not a curated record